This is a messenger RNA of Stylophora pistillata, 1388 nucleotides long. RefSeq names its product methylosome subunit pICln. Lineage: Eukaryota; Metazoa; Cnidaria; Anthozoa; Scleractinia; Pocilloporidae. Gene Ontology annotation, biological process: spliceosomal snRNP assembly; mRNA cis splicing, via spliceosome; chloride transport. Gene Ontology annotation, cellular component: plasma membrane; pICln-Sm protein complex; cytosol. The record is from RefSeq and is a predicted model, not a curated record.
UUUGCAGUCUUCCAAACGUUACAAAUCGUUUUUCCUGCAACAGUGAUAUCGGCAAAUGAACCUAUUGCAUUGGUGGUAGUUUUUUCAGGACUCAAACACCUAUCUAAGUCGCCAUCUUCUCAAAUUGUACGGAGAUUUACAUCACCAAUUUGCUCGAUUUGGAACUUUUUGAGUGUUGAAGUGUACAACAACACAGAGAACACUUAAGAUGGUUGUGAUGACCACUUUUCCUCCGCCGACGGAGGGUUUGUAUCAUGUUCAAGAUAAGACGGAGGCUUUCAUUCACGCGAUUGUCCUGGUGUGAUCCAGCAUCUGGAAAGGGCUUCUCUUUAGAGUAUCCAUCAAUAUCCUUGCAUGCAAUAUCUAGGGAUACUUCGCAGUUUCCGCAGGAGUGUAUUUACUGCAUGAUGGACUCACCCCUGGAUGUGGAUCCCAUGUUCAAGGCAUUAUCAGACUGUCAGGUUCUCCAUCCCGACCCUGAAGAUGAGGAAGGGCAAGGUGAAGACGAAGAUUUCUUUUGUGAUGCAGAGGAAGGAGAACUCUCAGAAGAAGGACAGGCAACACUUGAAAGGCUGGAAGGCAUUCUGCAGAUGCCGAGUCAGGAAGAGUUUGUUCAGAUGACUUCCACCAGUAAUGGGCUCUACCUUAAUGGUCACAGUAAUGUGCCAGCUGAUGAUGAAAUGGAACCCAAUGCAGGAAAUGACGAGCAGUUUGAAGAUGCAGACAAGUAACAGGAUGCUUAUUAACAACGUUAUCACACUAUAACAUUGUUAAUGCGUUCCAAACAAGAAAGACUCUUCCAUGCCCAGCUGUGGUUUUUGCUUGGGCCAAGGGGAAAUUUGUGUACUUUACAAGGACUGAUGCAUUUUAUAGAAGGUUAUUGAAGUUCUAAGAACAUGAUAUUGUUAUAUAUUUAUAUAUGAAUAGGAAAAACAAUGACUUGUAAACUAUCCUCAAGAUAUAAUCAGUGAGAGAAAAAGAAUCUUAGAUGAUGGCCUUGCUAAGUUGGAGUUGAGCUCACUGCAUGUACAACUAUGAAAGUUUGUUUCACUUUCGUUGCUUGUUUAAUGCUUAGAAAUUAUUAACAAGUAACUUCUCCCUUAAUAUCCAAACAAUAUCCAGUAAACAUGUAGAGAAUGCUCAAAUUUAUCAAGUAGAAGUAAUCUUGAUCUAACACCAAAUUCUCAUAACUUAUUUACAAGGAAAGAAGUAGCAACUGGAGGGGAGGAUUAACAAUCAGAUCUUGAAAGUUAAAGGUUUAAUCACUUAUUGCACAAUAUUAUUCACUUUGUGAUUUGCAUACCAUUAUUUUAUUGUUGCAACUUGUCAUUGGAUGUUUUGAAAGAAAGCUGAUGAUUUUUACAAAUAAAAGAAAUAUGUUUGCAUGA